UAAAUUGAUUUUUUUUUUUUGGUGUGUGAAUUAAGAAAGAUGUGUAAAAAGAGGAAUGUGUGUGUAAAGAGAACCACCCCUAGCCCUCUCUAUAAAUUCCACACAGAACCCUAAUCUUCUCUCUUCACUCUGCAGGCAAAAAUGUCCAAGCGAGGGCGUGGAGGAUCGGCGGGGAACAAGUUUCGCAUGUCGCUGGGUCUGCCGGUGGCGGCGACAGUGAACUGUGCUGACAACACCGGAGCGAAGAAUCUCUACAUCAUUUCGGUGAAGUGCAUCAAGGGAAGACUCAACCGCUUGCCCUCGGCAUGUGUAGGAGAUAUGGUGAUGGCCACUGUGAAGAAGGGCAAGCCUGAUCUCAGGAAGAAGGUCAUGCCCGCUGUCAUCGUCAGGCAGCGCAAGCCCUGGCGCCGAAAGGACGGUGUUUUUAUGUACUUCGAAGAUAAUGCUGGUGUCAUCGUUAAUCCAAAAGGAGAAAUGAAAGGAUCUGCUAUUACGGGUCCAAUUGGCAAGGAGUGUGCUGACCUGUGGCCUAGGAUUGCUAGUGCAGCCAAUGCUAUUGUCUAAGUUCUGAACUGAAAGGGAAGUCGAAAGACUUGAAGAAGCCUUGGAAGAACUAAGCAAUUGAAGUAGUGCUAUGGAUUUAUCCAAAAAAAUAGUCUCAUGUUCUCAUGUCUUAGAUUUACACCCCAAAAAAUGUUUUAGAUUUAUGUUACACAGUAGAAUAUACUCUUUUGCUGAGAGGUGCUUGACCUUGUUUUCAAUUUUGGAUUGUAAGUGUUCAUCGUUGGCAAUGACGUGUUUGUUAUUUGCUUGGCUUUUUGAAGUAUUUAAAAUUGGGGGGUUUGAAUUUGUCUA
Camellia sinensis is the source of this 855-nucleotide messenger RNA. RefSeq names its product large ribosomal subunit protein uL14. Gene Ontology annotation, molecular function: large ribosomal subunit rRNA binding; structural constituent of ribosome. Lineage: Eukaryota; Viridiplantae; Streptophyta; Magnoliopsida; Ericales; Theaceae. Gene Ontology annotation, cellular component: cytosolic large ribosomal subunit; ribosome. Gene Ontology annotation, biological process: translation. The record is from RefSeq and is a predicted model, not a curated record.